Molecule: messenger RNA, 885 nt
Organism: Coregonus clupeaformis (lake whitefish)
Lineage: Eukaryota; Metazoa; Chordata; Actinopteri; Salmoniformes; Salmonidae
Product: enhancer of rudimentary homolog
Exons: 4
Coding region: 106-420 (104 amino acids)
Source: RefSeq, a predicted model, not a curated record
GAUUUACGACUUUGUGGGUGUGGUAACUAGUGACGAGGCGUUGCUAUCGAGUAGAACCAGAAACAUUACUUACGCCAAGACCACCGUGAAGGAAUUAUCCAAAACAUGUCUCACACGAUCCUGUUGGUCCAGCCUACUAAGAGACCAGAGGGGAGGACAUAUGCUGAUUAUGAAUCAGUCAACGAGUGCAUGGAAGGUGUUUGUAAGAUGUACGAGGAACACCUAAAGAGAAUGAACCCCAAUAGUCCAUCCAUCACAUAUGACAUCAGUCAACUGUUUGACUUCAUCGAUGACCUGGCUGACCUCAGCUGCUUGGUGUACCGUGCGGACACACAGACGUACCAGCCGUACAACAAGGACUGGAUCAAGGAGAAGAUUUACGUGCUGCUGCGGCGUCAGGCCCAACAGGCUGGGAAAUGAGACUCUGGACCCGUUCCAGGCUGACUACACUGCAGACGCAUGAUCUCACAAUGUCUGGUUGGGUGUUUAACAUGUCGGCUAACCACAUCCUACGAUAUAUAGAUAUAUAGCAAUCUGAUGACAACUGCGCAGUCGCUGACAUUGGUUGAUGCCGUGCAACAUCUGCAAUGUAGUCAACCUGGACCGCGACCAAUGACCAAUCAGAGGUUGUUAGGGUGGGGUCACAUGGGGUGGGGGGGGGCUGGGGGACGUUUGAUAGGAACGGAGAAGGGUUGAAUUAUGAUGUUAUGAGUCCUGGAUAUUUUACUAUCUUUAAGUUGUUUCAGUGAGAACUUUUGUAGAGGGCUGGGGUAAAGUGUGAUUUUUUUCAUUUUGUUUUAAAUGUUUGUAUUUAAAGUUGUUUCCCCCUUUUUAAGAAGAUGUCUUUUUGUCUUUACUUAAAUAAAUAAAAAACAGCAAGAAAUA